Molecule: messenger RNA, 1051 nt
Organism: Jatropha curcas
Lineage: Eukaryota; Viridiplantae; Streptophyta; Magnoliopsida; Malpighiales; Euphorbiaceae
Source: RefSeq, a predicted model, not a curated record
UAUUGCCACUAUUAUUAUUGGAUGGAAGGCCGAGCAAAUGAAAAAGUAUCCUUUGAAAAGAAAACCAAUACAAGAGGCGAAGGCGAUAAAAAUUGCUUCCAAUUGCGGAGUCUGAUGAGCGGUCGCUGCGCUUGCCGUUGCCGCUUUGCCAUUUAGAACAGUCUGCUCAGGUGAACAAGCUGGCUGUGAGUUCCCAUUACUGAGGUGGUUGGUGCUGAGAGUUCCUUUACCAAGUGAAAAGAAGCCAAUUUCCAUAUAUGGAUAUAUUUGAUGCUUCCCAAGGAUACUGCUUUUCAUGGUGAAAUACAAAUUUCAAGCCACUCUAAGGCAGCAAGCCAAACUGUGGUAUAUGUAUACCAACUUUCCACAUCUGCUGCUAAUGGCAACUCUAAUGACAUCUCCUAGCUAUCCAAGAAAUAUUAAUCUUUCAUCUGGAGAAUGUCUCAGAUCUGGAGCUGUAGUUGUAAAGUUUGAAGGAUGCUUUCAUACGGUUGCUUCUGCUUUUGGCCAGAAACUCUGUUCUCAAUGUUCUUAUGUUUAUUUGGCCGAACCAUAUUGGGACAACAAUUUUAGGAGAGCAGCAUGGCAGAUUAAGAGUAGUACAGAUAGCAGUGGAUUGGAUCCUUCUUCCUCAAGCAGCAAUAGUGGUGGAACCCGAUUAGUUAGGGCCAUCCAAGCCUUGCAGACAAAGAUAGUGGGAAGAAUUCAGGAGAUCAGGAAAAAUCUUCCAAUGAAAUUGCUCUUUUUCUUGGUUGGAUUUUAUUGUGCAACUGCCUUUGCCACUGUUAUUGGUCAGACAGGUGAUUGGGAUAUUCUAUCUGCUGCCUUGGCUGUGGUUGUGGUGGAGGGGAUUGGAGCACUCAUGUAUAGAGCUUCUUUUCCCUUGUUCAACAAUGUUAGGAGCCUUAUCACCAUGUUUAAUUAUUGGAAGGCUGGGCUUUCUCUUGGUCUAUUUUUGGAUUCAUUUAAAUAUGAAUUUAACGACAUUAUGAACUACAGUAACCCCUUUUAUUUUGAAAUGGAUAUAUUCCCUUUCUUCUUUUGAAACUCA